Messenger RNA from Fonticula alba, 1552 nucleotides. RefSeq lists its product as hypothetical. Gene Ontology annotation, cellular component: Golgi membrane. The record is from RefSeq and is a predicted model, not a curated record. Gene Ontology annotation, biological process: pyrimidine nucleotide-sugar transmembrane transport. The coding region runs from base 1 to 1503 and encodes 500 amino acids. The transcript has a single exon. Lineage: Eukaryota; Rotosphaerida; Fonticulaceae. Gene Ontology annotation, molecular function: UDP-galactose transmembrane transporter activity.
AUGACCGCCCGAAUGCACUUGCCCUCCUAUAGAAAGGGCCCCGAGGUUGGCCCCCACAAGGGGCCGGCGGCCGGGAGCCCGGACGGGCCGCGGCUCUUCGGCUUCCCGCUGAAGUAUGUGUCGCUGGUGCUGCUGGUCAUCCAAAACAGCGCGCUGGUGCUGACGCUGCGGCAGUCGCGCGUGGCCGCCGCCCCGGGCGGCGUGCCGUACGCCUCGUCCACGGCCGUGGUCCUGAGCGAGACCCUGAAGCUGAUCACCUGCCUGCUGCUGGUGUUCCUGCUGGAUGCCCGGUCCUCGCCGCGGGCCUUCGGGGUCCUGCUCCGGCGGUUCAUCUUCACCCCGCGGCAGCUGCUGCCGCUGGCCAUCCCGGCCGUGCUGUACACCCUGCAAAAUAACCUGCAAUAUGUGGCGGCCAGCAAUCUGGACGCCGCGGUCUUCCAGGUGACCUACCAAUUGAAGAUCAUUGCCACGGCCCUGUGCUCGGUGCUGAUGCUGGGCCGGUCCCUGUCCAAGACCCGGUGGCUGUCGCUGGUGGUCCUGACCGCCGGGGUGGCCCUGGUGCAAAUGUCCCCGGCCGAAGUGGCCAACCUGGUGGACCUGACCGUCGGGUCGAUGCUGUCCGGGCUGCUGCCGCAGGCGGCCAACUUCGUCCGGGCAUCCGGCGGCCAGCGCGAAGCGCGCCAUGCGGCGGCGGCGGCGGCGGCGGCCCCCGGGGCCGGGCCUUCGGGGCUGCUGCGCACCGCGCGUAGCACCCUCAGCGGCGGUGUGGCGGCCCUCUCCAGCGGCGGCCCCGGCCGGCAGAAUGCCUUCGUCGGCCUGGUGGCCGUGCUGGUGGCCUGCGCCCUGAGCGGCUUUGCCGGGGUCUACUUCGAGCGCAUCCUCAAGAAGAACAGCGGUGGGGUGGAGCCGCCGCGCGAGCCGACCGUGGCCGGCGGCUCGGCCGGUGCGCCCCCGGUGGAGCCGGGCCCCCCCGGCAGCACGCCCCACCAGGCCGGCUACCCGUUGCACCCGCUGGUGGUGGCCGGGGCCGGGCCGGCGGCCGCCGGCGAGGCCAAGGCCAACUACUUCUGGACCGAGCCCGGGCCCGAUCGCCGGGCCGGAGUCGAUGUGGCCAGCAAGAAUGACGCUCGACGCCUGGCCGUGGUCAAUGCCGCCUAUCGGGCCGACCCGUCGGUGUGGGUGCGGAAUGUGCAGCUGGCUCUCUUCGGCGCGGGCAUCGGCCUGGCCGGGGCCCUGCUGGCCGACGGGGCGCACAUCGAUGAGCACGGCUUCCUCGGGGGGUACACCGGCUGGACAUGGCUGGCCAUCGCCAACCAAGCCCUCGGGGGGCUGCUGGUGGCCGUCGUGGUCAAGUACGCCGACAACAUCCUCAAGGGCUACGCCACCUCGGUGUCGAUCAUCCUCUCGGCCAUUGCCUCGGUGUAUCUCUUCAACUUUGUCAUCUCCUCCACCUUUGUCGUGGGAGCCACAUUGGUGUGCGUGGCCGUGUAUCUGUACUCCUGAGAGUGACCGGCCCGGAGGCCCAGAGGAGGGGCGCCUUGCCCGCUUGCUG